This is a messenger RNA of Rotaria socialis, 1572 nucleotides long. Lineage: Eukaryota; Metazoa; Rotifera; Eurotatoria; Philodinida; Philodinidae. The record is from the annotation of a GenBank genome assembly.
AUGCGUCGUGGACUGAAGGAAAAAUUGUCUAGUGUUUUUGAUGAUCUUCAAAGAUCUAACACAACACAAUCGUUCAAUAAUAACAAUGAACGACGGCAUUUAAAAGAUCGUUUUGUUGGUACUGUCAAAGAGAAAAGUGAUGCAUUGGUGUCAGCAGUUCAAGAACACUUUACAUCAAUGACUGACACAACAGGAGCACUGGCAAAACAAAAACUAUUACAAACAUUGUUUUCGUCCGGUCUGGUACACAGCGAAGAUAUUCGAAAGGCACUUCAAAUCGGCAUUGGUUAUUUUCUUAGUCGACCUUACGAAAAUACAUAUGGCUUAUCUACAUAUGUUCUACGAGAAAAAUUCCCAGCUAGUGGUGGUGUCAUACCACCACAUAGUUUAGCUGAUUUUGAUUUUGAAGCUUAUGGACUUGAUACAUUUAAUGCGUUGUUGAAUAUUUAUGGCAUCAAUGCAGAUACAUUAAGACAACAGGUCUGUGACGGUGAAUUGAAAGAAAUAGUGAAUCCAUCUAGCUCAGGUUCAUUACUUUAUUUAACAUCGAACUCAGCAUAUCUUAUUAAAACUGCGCGUGACUAUGAUGCAAAAUUUAUUCAACAAAAAUUUCUUCGCGCAUAUUAUGAACAUUUCCAACAGACACCGGGAACAUUUAUUGCAAAACUAUGUGGUGUUUAUGGUUAUAUACCGUAUAUUUCUCAACAAAUGGGUAUUACGGUUGAUUCGUUUACACUACGUUUUGUUAUAUUUUCCAAUAUUAUACCAACAAAUAUUGAUAUUCAUGAAAAAUACGAUAUUAAAGGUUCAUCGUAUAAACGCGAUGCUAAUUUUAGCGAACGAAUUAAAAGCUCAGCCACAUUUAAAGAUAAUGAUUUUCGUGAUUUACAUCCGCAAGGCUUAAAAAUUCCAAAUAAUAUUUAUCGUCAUUUGAAAGAUGUUCUUACGCGAGAUGUAAAAUUUUUAGAAAAACUUAAUAUUAUGGAUUAUUCAUUACUUUUAACUAUACACAACAUGGAUAACCCAAUUCCACCUAAACGUACUGGAUCAUUAGAAGCACUAAUGGGUGGUAUUCAUGAUACAAUGCUUGCCUGUAUGUUAGAACAAAAAAAUGAAAACAAUAAUAGUAAUACCAAUGAAUCAAGGUCAAACUUACGAAUAAGAAAAGCGAAUGAAGCUUUGGGUUUUAUGUACGAAGAAAUUCCGACAUUCGAUGUUGAAUAUGCUAAAGAAUAUGGCGGUAUACCAGCAAUAAAUGAAAAAGGUGAACGUCUUCUUCUUUUUUUUGGUGUUAUUGAUAUACUUCAAACAUUUGAUAUUUGUAAAGUAAUGCAACGGCAAUAUCAAACAGUUGAAAAUCCUGAUGUUGUUAAGGAACGUUCAAUUGUUGACGCAGUAUUUUAUGCAAAACGAUUUCAAGAAUUUCUUUUCGAUCGUGUUUUUCUUCCAGCUGAUGAUGAAUCGCUAACGGAUUCAAUUUAUUUAGCACCCUACCAACAGCAUACAUCUUAUGAACACGAUACAUGUGCUAUGCCUUCCGUCUAUCCUUCAUUGCAUGAUUUUUAUCAGUAA